AUGGAAGCUCACAAUCAAUUCUUGAAGACUUUCCAAAAAGAACGUCAUGAUAUGAAGGAAGCUGAAAAGGAUGAAAUCCUUUUGAUGGAAAACAGCCGUAGAUUCGUUAUGUUCCCUAUCAAAUACCACGAAAUCUGGGCUGCUUAUAAGAAGGUUGAAGCCUCUUUCUGGACUGCGGAAGAAAUCGAAUUGGCUAAGGACGCUGAAGAUUUCCAAAAAUUGACUGAAGACCAAAAGACCUAUAUCGGUAACUUGUUGGCUUUGUCCAUUUCUUCCGACAACCUUGUCAACAAGUACUUGAUCGAAAACUUCUCUGCCCAAUUGCAAAACCCUGAAGGUAAGAGUUUUUACGGGUUCCAAAUUAUGAUGGAAAACAUCUACUCUGAAGUUUACUCCAUGAUGGUUGAUGCUUUCUUCAAGGAACCUAAGAACAUCCCUCUAUUUAAGGAAAUUGCCAAUUUGCCUGAAGUCAAGCACAAGGCUGCCUUCAUCGAAAGAUGGAUUUCCAACGAUGACAGCUUGUAUGCUGAAAGACUAGUAGCAUUUGCUGCAAAAGAAGGUAUUUUCCAAGCUGGUAACUACGCUUCUAUGUUCUGGUUAACUGACAAGAAGAUCAUGCCAGGUUUGGCCAUGGCCAACAGAAACAUCUGUAGAGACAGAGGUGCUUACACCGAUUUUUCAUGUUUGUUGUUUGCUCAUUUGAGAACCAAGCCAAAUGUCAAGAUCAUUGAAAAAAUCAUUACUGAAGCUGUGGAAAUUGAAAAGGAAUACUACUCAAACUCUUUGCCAGUAGAAAAAUUCGGUAUGGAUUUGAAGAGCAUCCACACUUACAUAGAAUUUGUCGCUGACGGUCUAUUACAAGGUUUCGGUAACGAAAAAUACUACAACGCUGUCAACCCAUUCGAAUUCAUGGAAGAUGUCGCUACCGCUGGUAAGACCACCUUCUUUGAAAAGAAGGUCUCCGAUUACCAAAAGGCUAGUGACAUGUCUAAGUCUGCUACCCCAUCCAAGGAGAUCAACUUUGAUGAUGACUUUUAA
This is a messenger RNA of Saccharomyces paradoxus, 1038 nucleotides long. It is a transcript of the gene RNR4, whose product is annotated as ribonucleotide-diphosphate reductase subunit RNR4. The transcript has a single exon. Gene Ontology annotation, biological process: deoxyribonucleotide biosynthetic process. The coding region runs from base 1 to 1038 and encodes 345 amino acids. NCBI's taxonomy places the organism in Eukaryota, Fungi, Ascomycota, Saccharomycetes, Saccharomycetales, Saccharomycetaceae. Gene Ontology annotation, molecular function: oxidoreductase activity. The record is from RefSeq and is a predicted model, not a curated record.